Saprolegnia parasitica CBS 223.65 is the source of this 914-nucleotide messenger RNA. RefSeq lists its product as hypothetical. NCBI's taxonomy places the organism in Eukaryota, Oomycota, Saprolegniomycetes, Saprolegniales, Saprolegniaceae. The transcript has 4 exons. The record is from RefSeq and is a predicted model, not a curated record. The annotation marks the transcript as partial.
AUGCAGCGCGGCGACUUGCUUUAUCCGACCACCAACGGCCUUGCCUCCGUGCUCGACAUCGCGGGCGUCCUCGUUGGGAUCAUCCAGUGUAUGCCUGUGUGCAACGACUGCAUCUCGCUGGUUACGGCGCUGCUGGCGGGCUUGCCCGCGUCGACGGCGCUUGUCGGCGGCGUGCGCUGCUCGGGCGCCUGGCUCGUCAUGGUGCGCCACCAUGCUCUGCGGCCGGCCACGCUGGCUCCCUCGGCCCUCGACAUCGCGGGCGUCCUCAUCAAGAUCGUUCAGUUUACGCCUGCGCGCCAAGACGUCGUCUCGCUCCUUAGGGCGCUACCAGCGACGACGAUGCUCUCACCCGCGCUGACGGCGCUGUUGGAGCACUUGUCGGCUCAUUGGCAAUAUUGGCCCGUGCUGUACCUUUCCGCCUCCUCCGAGAUCGACGCAAGUGUGGUUGCGGUCUACAGCCAGGUGACACUCCUGAGCGGCGGCUGCCGGUUUCCUUCCCCGCCCUUCAGGCCAGCACGUGACUACGAUGCCGAGUACAAGGCCUUCGAAGACGCCAUGCACAAGUGGGCCUCCAAGUUGACGAUCUUCGACGGCUCCGACAUGCAGGCUGGCCAGCACUACCGCAUCGAGCUGCAUCGUGCACUGGCUCGCUGCACACACUUGAAGACGGCGAACCUGACGACCGACCAGCCGCACCUUCUCGAGGCCGUCACGACACCAAACCAUCGCGUCUCGACGCUCCGGCUCACACCACGCGAGCAUGCGACGGUCCCUGCCCUUCCGCUCGUCGCGCCGCUGGUACGCUGGUUGACGUCUGGCCAUGCUCGCCACUUGUCGCUGACUCGAUUUGAUCUUCCGACGGACGCGGGUCUGGGCCACGCGCUGGCCACAUCGCCGGGCCUCUCCAGCCUCGA